Messenger RNA from Pelobates fuscus (common spadefoot toad), 1164 nucleotides. Its product is annotated as vomeronasal type-2 receptor 26-like. Bases 1 to 1164 code for a protein of 387 amino acids. Gene Ontology annotation, molecular function: G protein-coupled receptor activity. Gene Ontology annotation, cellular component: plasma membrane. The transcript has 3 exons. The record is from RefSeq and is a predicted model, not a curated record. Lineage: Eukaryota; Metazoa; Chordata; Amphibia; Anura; Pelobatidae. Gene Ontology annotation, biological process: G protein-coupled receptor signaling pathway.
AUGGGUGAAUACUUCAGACUGUGCACGAGCUUUGUAUCCUGUGUCAGCACUGUGUGGGAGUGGCUUGAGCUGACAGGUCUGAAAAGGCUGAAGACCGAGGAGGGGAGCAUUCAAACAAUUCCAAAAUCUGUAUGUUCUGAAAACUGUUUACCUGGAACCAGAAAAGUCCUGAGACAAGGAACACAAACCUGCUGUUAUGACUGUGUCCAAUGUUCAGAGGGAGAAAUGACCAACAGAACUGAUAGUGAAAACUGUGAGAAAUGUUUAAGCAAUGAAUGGCCCAAUGAGAGGAAAGAUCGGUGUAUUCCAAAACUGGAAGAAUUUCUAUCGUACAGAAAUGAUACCAUUGCUGUUGUUUUGUCCAUACUUUCAGUUUUAUGUUUCCUUAUAACAUUUAUUGUAUUAGUCAUUUUUAUUUGCUUCCAAGACACGCCUAUUGUAAAAGCCAAUAACAAGUAUCUCAGCUUUGUCCUCCUGGUCUCCAUCAUGCUGAGCUUUCUCUGUGUGUUUCUGUUCCUCGGUCGUCCUGUGGAUAUAAGCUGCAUGCUGCGUCAAACUGCUUUUGGAACCCUCUUCUCAAUAGCAAUCUCUUGCAUUUUGGGUAAAACUAUAACUAUCUAUAUUGUUUUUAAAGCCACCCAACCCGGCAGUGUCUGGAAAAGUUUUGUUAGUUUAAAAGUCUCCAAUUGUUUUGUAUUCUGCUGUUCUGCUGUUCAAGUUAUAAUUAAUGUAAUAUGGUUGGCUAUUUCACCCCCCUUUAUGGAACUUGACACACAUUCUCAUCAUGGAACGAUCAUCAUUCAAUGUAAUGAAGGUUCAGUUAUAGCCUUCUACUCUGUUCUGGGUUAUAUGGGUUUUUUGGCAGCUCUUAGUUUCAUUAUAGCUUUUUUAGCCAGGACAUUACCGGACAGUUUUAAUGAAGCCAAGUACAUCACCUUCAGCAUGCUGGUAUUCUGCAGUGUUUGGAUUGCAAUGAUCCCUGCCUAUCUGAGCACCAAAGGGAAAUACAUGGUGGCUGUAGAGAUAUUUGCCAUAUUGACCUCAAGUGCUGGUCUUGUAGCAUGUAUAUUUUUCCCCAAAUGUUUCAAUAUUAUAUUCAGACCUGAAAUAAAUACAAAAUCCCAUUUAUAUGGGAAUAUAAAUAAAAUCGGGGACCAUAAAUAA